AUGUCCGAACACUGUCGUAUUGCCGUUGUGACUGGUGCAGGACAGGGAAUCGGGAGGGCGAUUGCAUUACGACUUGCAGAAGAUGGGUUCGACGUCGCCGUGAACGAUCUUCCAAGUAAUUCGAAUGCUCUCGAGUCGCUUGUAGGAGAGCUGCAGUCGAAGGGGCGACGAUCCAUCCCGAUCCUUGCAGAUAUCACUGAGGAAGCCAGUGUCAAGGAAAUGAUAGUCAAGGUAGUACAAGAUCUAGGAGGAUUGGAUAUUAUGGUAGCAAACGCUGGCAUUAUUGGAGUACAGGCGCCACUCACGGAACUACCGGUGAAGGAGUGGGAUCGUAUGAUAUCGGUCAAUCUGCGUGGUGUCAUGUUGUGUUAUAAGCAUGCCGCGGAGCAAAUGAUCAGACAAGGACGCGGCGGGAGAAUCAUUGGCGCUUCCUCCGUGGCGGGGAAAAAGGGACAUCCUUCUACAUCUGCAUACUGCGCGACGAAAUUUGCAGUAAGAGGGCUAACGCAAUCAUUGGCACUGGAGCUCACGGAGCACAAGAUCACAGUAAACGCGUAUGCUCCUGGAGUCAUUCAUACCCCCAUGACACGUAGAUUCCUAGGCGAUGAGUGGUUUGAAAGUGCUGGGGAAAGAAGGAAGGCAGACUCAUCGCGGGUUUUUGCAGAACCGGAUGUCGUAGCAAGUAUCGUAUCUUACUUAGUCAAGCCGGAGGCGUAUUUCAUUACAGGACAGACGAUCAACGUGAAUGGAGGUUCAGUGAUGGACUGA
Molecule: messenger RNA, 768 nt
Organism: Fibroporia radiculosa
Lineage: Eukaryota; Fungi; Basidiomycota; Agaricomycetes; Polyporales; Fibroporiaceae
Exons: 9
Coding region: 1-768 (255 amino acids)
Molecular function (GO): oxidoreductase activity
Source: RefSeq, a predicted model, not a curated record